Molecule: messenger RNA, 2247 nt
Organism: Nerophis lumbriciformis (worm pipefish)
Lineage: Eukaryota; Metazoa; Chordata; Actinopteri; Syngnathiformes; Syngnathidae
Source: RefSeq, a predicted model, not a curated record
AUGCAACCCCCACCGAGAAAGGUCCGGGUCACCCAGGAACUGAAGCACACUCACGGCGAGCAGCUGAACAGACUGCACGUCAAACACCAGGCCGAGUGUGACCUCCUGGAGGACCUGAGGACAUUUAGCCAAAAGAGGGCAUCUGUAGAGCGAGACUAUGCCCAGGCUUUGCAGAAGUUGGCCAAUCAGUACCUAAAAAGAGAGUGGCCUGACAGCCUGUCGGAUGAAGCCGAUCACAGGAACAUGUAUUGCGUAUGGAGGGCUUAUCUGGAGGGUACCGUCCAGGUCACCCAGUCCAGAAUCAACGCCUGCGACAACUACAAAGCGCAGGUGGCCGAGCCGGCUAAAACGGCCCGACUGCAGAAGGAGCAACAGCUGCGCAAGUGUAUCGAACGGCUGACCAGCAUCCAGGCCGAGCUGCAGGAGUCCGUCAAAGACCUGACCAAGAGCAGGAAGAAGUACCAGGAGGCGGAGACCAUGGCGCAGGCUGUUCGGGAGAGGGCAGAGUUGGAAGCCAAAUCCAAGCUGAGUCUCUUCCAGUCCAAAUCUAGUCUGCAGAGGGCAACUGUCAAGCUCAAAGCGAAGCGGAGCGAAUGCAUCUCCAAAGCCACCCACUGCAGAAAUGACUACCUGCUCACGCUGGCGGCCGCCAAUGCCCACCAGCAGCGCUACUACGACACUGAUCUCAGCAUAUGCCUCAAGGCACUUGACGGUAGGACUUACGAGCAGGUGAAAGAUUACCUUGUGUCGCUAUGUCAGACGGAGCUGGAGAGCUACCAGGCCGUUCAUGACGUUUUCAACAAGCUUUUGGACAGCUCAAACGGGGUAGUGCAGGAAUUCCAUCAGCAGAUGUUUGUUCAGAAGAAUCCAAUUUUCCAGAGGGCAGCAGACUUCUCAUUCCAGCCUAUCGACACGGAUACGGUGACACAUCUGCUAAGAGAGAGUGGCACAGCAGAGGAGCACAGCCUGGAUAAGGAGGCCCGCAAGUGGGCCAGCCGCGUGGCUCGAGAGUACAAGAGUAUCAUCCACACACAACGGGUCCUGGAGGAAUUUGGGGCUCAGGAGAGCUCGGAGCAGAACGGCGGAGAGCUGGAGGCCAAGAUGGAGGUGGCGAGGGAGAAUCUGCGAAGGGCGGAGACGGUCAAGGCAAAGGCUGAGGCCCGCCUGGACCUGCUGAGAGAGGCGGGCGUCAGCGUUGAAACGUGGCUGAAGAGCGCCAUGAACCAGGUGAUGGAGGAGCUGGAGAACGAGCGCUGGAACAACCUCAGUGGACACGAUUCAUCGCUUUCCGGAACUGCCGACCUGGAGCGCGAGGAGGAUGAGGAGAUGGAGGACAGUGGCGAGGUAUUGGAUGACAGCAGCUCGAGCCCAUCCAGCACGUUGAAGAACUACCCACUCACCUGCAAAGUUCUUUACUCCUACAAGGCCUCUCAACCGGAUGAGCUGACCAUCGAGGAGCAGGAAAUCUUGGAGGUCAUCGAUGAUGGCGACAUGGAGGACUGGGUGAAGGCCAAAAACCGCAGCGGCCAAGUUGGCUACGUCCCUGAGAAGUACCUGCAGUUGCCGUCCUCCAAUAGCCUGCUGAGCAUGCUGCAAUCUCUGGCAGCAUUGGAUGCACGCUCACACUCCUCUAGCAACUCCACCGAACCUGAAACAGAGCUCCCCACUGGCUCGGUCAACGGAGACGCCAGCGUGUCGUUCGCCAAAGCCCUGUACGACUACGCCGGCCAGACAGAUGACGAGCUCUCCUUCCCCGAGGGCGCCAUCAUCCGCAUUCUGAGCCGGGAGACUCACGAGGACGACGGCUUCUGGGAGGGCGAGUUCAACGGUGUGGUCGGCGUCUUCCCCGCCGUCCUGGUGGAGGACCUGGCCGGCGGCGCGGGCGAGAACGGCACGCCGGCCCAGUACGAACGCUCUCCUCGCAGCCCUUUCCAUUCGGGGCCGCUCCACAGCAGCCCACUGCAGACGCCCACUGCGUCGUCUUCGCCCCACUCGAGCCCAUGCAGCGCUACCGCUUCGCCGGUCGGACGGCCCCCAGCCUACCACAAUGGGCACCACCGGCCGCCGCCGGGCACACCGCACAAGAGCCCCUUUCACAGUCCGGGGCAAGGCUCACCACAACCUCCCAAAUACCCAGACAGCGGAUCAGGCACCAUCCGACCUGUCCGAGCUGCUCCGCCGCCGCCCAAGCAGCACCCCCGAGGGCAGGUGAAACGGCGAGAGGAGGUGGAAAUCACGCUGGUGUGA